GGCCUUUUGACGCAUACAUCGGUAAACUGGCAUCGUUCAGGUUUGUCUAACUGAUAUCACAUGUCUGGUUUCAUCAAUUUAUAGAAGAUGUAUUGAGCUUUAGAAUACGCAAUAUUUCGUGUAAAUCGGUUGAGAAUUGCAUAAGAGAAGACUCUUUUAGUAGAGAGGUUGAGUGCAUCCAAAGCCUCGUAAAUCAUUUUUCCAAUAUGGCGGAGGACGGUGCCGUUGCGCCGCAGACCUUAUCGUUGCAUUGGACCGGUCUGUGUCCUCUAUAUAGCUGUGCUCUUAACUUCCGUCCCAGGCGUCGCUCGCGGAUCCGCUCUCUGUCGUGAUGUCAGACCCGACGAGGAGGAGAAAGCCGGAAUGAGUUGACGUUUGCGCCCGCGGUGGGGAAACUAAGAGCCGCUGCUGCUGCUGCUGCUGUCGCCCAUGAGCGUCCCGCUUCUUCUGAAUGGCCACGUCGGACAGGAGUGGCGGCGACGCGGGGAAGAGCCGCGACCCUCUGUGCGACGCGAGAGAAGCGAGUACGCAGACGGACACCAAAGUGCAAGUUUACUGGCUUGUCUUGCAGGCCAUGGACCGAGACUUUCCAAAGUCAAUAUGUUGACACUACUCAGUCUCUGGAUGGAACUCUUCCCUCGAAAGAAAGCACCUGUGGAAAGUGAACGUCAACAGACGAGGAGCACAGGCCUCGUGGUGGUCCAGGACUGCAAUAUCAAGGGUCUGCACUGCUCAAGCACAGAGCUGCAUGCGGGCCAGAUAGCGGUGAUCAAACAUGGACCGAAGCUCAGGGGCUGUGACCUCUACUUCUCUAGAAAGCCCUGCUCCACCUGUCUGAAGAUGAUCGUAAAUGCUGGGGUUAGUCGGAUCGCUUACUGGCCGGGCGACCCAGAGCUCAGCCUUUUGUGGGUCCAGGGAGAUGGAGACAGUGAGGGCCACAGCUCGCGGGAGGCUGUCCUGGAUGCCGUGGCAGCAGAGAGACUCAAGUCCAACAGCCGUCCGCACAUCUGCGUCCUCCUGCAGCCCCUGGCCAGCAACAUGGGACAGUUUGUGGAAGAGACCUCUAGUGCCUGUGACUUUCUAGAGAAAGUUGCCAAGGACAACCUGGGCCUGAAUAUCGGAGAGCUCUUCAGAGAGCAGCAGAGAUGCAGCCGAGCGGAAUUAAUGGAAACGUUCUUCCUCCAAAACGAGCAUCAGCACCGUAGUAUCCUCAACGCAAUCGGCCUGGAUAACUUCUGCACAGAGCCGUACUUUAGCAGCUUGCGGCAAAAUAUGAGGGACCUAAUUGCUUUGCUGGCCUCUGUGGUUGCCAGCCUGCCGCACCCUGAACAGGGCUAUGGCUUCUAUGAGAAGAACCCCCUGCAGGCUGGCAGGGCGGUGUCUCCAAGCAUUGUUAGACAUUGCAUCAUACAGGCACGGCUGCUAUCCUACAGGACUGAGGAUGCAAAGGUGGGGGUUGGUGCUGUGAUAUGGGCUGAAGGGAAGUCUGGCCACUGUGAUGGCACAGGACAGCUGUACUUGAUUGGCUGCGGGUACAAUGCCUACCCGGUCGGCUCCCAGUAUGCCGAAUUCCCCCAGCUGGGCAACAAACAGGAGGAACGCCAGUGCAGAAAAUACAGAUACAUCAUCCACGCAGAGCAGAAUGCGCUCAGCUUCAGGAAUGCAGAGAUCAAGGAGGAGGAGAACACCAUGAUCUUUGUCACAAAAUGCCCAUGUGAUGAGUGUAUGCCUUUGAUAAAGGGUGCUGGAAUCAAGCAGAUAUACACAACAGAUCUGGACAGUGGCCGGGACAAGCAUGACAUUUCAUACUUGAAGUUUGAUCACCUUCAGGGAGUCCAGAAGUUCAUUUGGCAAAAGAAUUCACAAGAUGAAAGUGCUGCUGGACAACCUUUGGCAAAUGGCUGUACGGGGAAACAUGACAGAGAGACGGACGAACAUCAGCUCUGCAAGAGGCAGCGACUUUUAAAUACGUGCAUACAAACUGAGCUUGGCUAAUGGAUAUUCAGGGAGAUCUUGCAUUAAAGAGAUGACUGUAAACAAAGGAUAACGGUUUUAAAUGUGCACAAAGAGGUUGUCUUAGGAACGUUAACAUUGUACUGUAACGAGCAAGAAAGCAUACUGUUAAAUGCUGUAUUUACAGAAGUACGAAACUCAUGAAUUCUGCACUUUUGAGCCAAAAAUGUCUUCCUUGUUUGUUUAUAGUACGCACAUGGCUUCUGUGGUUCAGGAACAUUGAGUAAAAUGACAAAAAAAUGUGUGAAAGAAUGACAGUAUUCUAAAAUAAGGGGGUGUGGUGGUGC
This is a messenger RNA of Scleropages formosus (Asian bonytongue), 2300 nucleotides long. RefSeq names its product cytidine and dCMP deaminase domain containing 1 (gene cdadc1). Bases 430 to 1995 code for a protein of 521 amino acids. Gene Ontology annotation, molecular function: zinc ion binding; dCMP deaminase activity. Gene Ontology annotation, cellular component: cytoplasm. Lineage: Eukaryota; Metazoa; Chordata; Actinopteri; Osteoglossiformes; Osteoglossidae. The transcript is spliced from 9 exons. The record is from RefSeq and is a predicted model, not a curated record.